AUGUUAAUUGAGUUAAAUGAAAAUGAAACUGAUAAUAUGUCUUUUGAGUUAAUGAAAAGAGAAAUAGCUAAUAAUUUGUCUGUCGAACGAACGAACUUUGAUCCAAAUGACUCUACUUUAAAAACAUCUGAAAUGGCAAGAGAAUGUCGUAAUUGUCUAGCUAGAGAAAGUUAUACUAGAAAAAUGGUCCAUGAAAUCAACUAUCCAGUAAUUGAGAAUUCUGAAAGUGUGCGUGAACAAAGUGCAAAAAACCAAAGGGCAAAGCGUCUAAAAGUAAACCACCAUGCUUCAAAUACGGCCCGUAUGGAACAAUAUAAUAGUACUACUGUUAAUGUGCAUUAUUUGGAAGAUGAAAUCGAGAAUCGUGCAUUAUGUUUACUAAAUGACAUACUAACACAACAGGGAAAAUCUUUAAAAGAUUUUCCUAAUAUGCCAAUUCCUAUUGUGGUUAAUGAAAUAGAAAAUUUUUUAAUAGCCGAAGAGUUAGACUAUAAUCAAGAAAUACUUACUGAAUUUGUUGAUCAAAAUGAAAUCCUUUUGAAUAGUGCAAAAUUAGAAAAUAUUGCUUGA
Messenger RNA from Racocetra fulgida, 570 nucleotides. The record is from the annotation of a GenBank genome assembly. NCBI's taxonomy places the organism in Eukaryota, Fungi, Glomeromycota, Glomeromycetes, Diversisporales, Gigasporaceae.